AUGACCAAACGAUCGCGAUCUGCCAAAAAAACUUUAGAGAAACGUGCGAAAGUCAAAAGUGAUCAAGACGACAAGCUUUUCUCUAGCUGGAGUUCAUUUAAUGAUGCAGAUGAAAGUCAGGACGAAAUUGAAGACUACGAGCUCAAGCCGCGCCAGUUUAAGGCCGAUCCCAAUGACGAUGAAAAAGAUUUUGAACGUUUGCCCAUCAAGUCGUCUGACGGAAAGAUUCACCGAGUGGUCACAUCAGAUCCUACUUUAAAAAAGCAAGAUAUCAAACACAAGAAAAAGGAUGACGAAGAAGAAGAACAAGAAGACGAAAAAGAAGAACAAGAAGAAGACAACGAGGAACAAGAACAACAGAAACAGAUACCCCAAAUCUCAGAGCGUGAAGAACUUUUAAAAGCUCAGGAAAAAAUUGCAGAAGUUGCUGAAUUGGUCACGGAAGACCCUGAAGAAAAUAUCGGUCUGCUCCGCGACUUGCGUGACAUUAUCGACAAAGCCCAAUAUCCCAAGGUCAAGCAAAUCACCAUUCUUUCCCUCGUUCCCAUUUUCAAGGGCCUCAUUCCCGGAUACCGCAUCCGUCCACUAACCGAACUUGAGAAAAAUGCCAAAGCCACAAAGGAAGUCAAGCGACUAAGAAACUUUGAAGAAACUCUUGUUUCCCAGUAUAGAGAUUAUGUCGAUCUGCUUUCUGUACUUUCUCGCAAAGGCUCUAAAACACACGCCCCCCGCAACGACUCUAAUCCUGAAUACAUGCUUGGAGGUGCUGCUCUUAGAGCGGCCUGUGAAAUGCUUUUAGCAGCUGCUCACUUCAACUUCCGAACUAAGCUCAUUGAGAUUGUUGUCGACAAGCUCAGCAGGAAACAAGACGCCACCCUUGACGGGAAGUCGUUUGCCCAAGCAGUAAAAACCAUCCAAGAAGUUUUCAAGGCUGAUGAGGAAGGCCAUGUCAGUAAUGAGGUUGUCCGACUGCUCUCCAAGAUGAUCAAGGCUCGGAAGUUUAAGGUUCAUGAGGUCAUUAUAGAAACCCUCUUGUAUCUGCGACUACUGACUGAACUUGGCGGUGUUGUCAAGGCUGGCUUGAAUGGCAUUGAAAAAGAUGAUGAUGAUGCCCCCAAAAUUAAAAAGAAGGACCGUGUGCAUUUGUCCAAGCGUGAGCGCAAGAUCCGCAAGGAAAACAAGGCCAUUGAAGAAGAAAUCCGCAAAACAGAAGCAACCAUAUCUGCUCAAGAACGCGAGCGCAUUCAAAGUGAAACUCUCAAAACUGUUUUUGUCAUUUACUUUAACAUUUUAAAAGAACGUGUCGCUGCACCCUUGAUGGCCGUUACCUUGGAGGGCCUGGCUAAGUUUGCCCACCUUAUCAAUGCCGAGUUUUUUGGUGACUUGCUGGAAGUCCUCCGCGAGCUCAUUUUAGAACGCCAGACUUGGGACAUUAAUGGCGAGCUCAAGUUUAAGGAAAGCACAACCCGUGAAGCUCUUUUGUGUAUUGUCACUGCGUUUGCACUUCUUAGUGGCCAAUCCUCCAAAAAUGUUGGCGAGUCCAUGAACCUUGAUUUAACCUUUUUUAUCAACCACUUUUACUCUUCUUUAUAUGCUAUUGGUCUUAACCCAGAUGUCGAAUAUGCUGCGGGAAAAACUUUACGGCUGGAAGACCCACUACUACUGAAAAAGGUCCGCCAAGAUGAUGACUGUGAAUACUUGCCCAAAAAGGUCAACGUUGCUACUGAAAUGGAAAUGGUGGUCAAGUCUUUUGAUUUUGUUUUUUUCAAAAAUAGAGCAGCUAACACCCUUCGUGCUGAGGCUUUUGCAAAGCGCCUUAUGAUUUCUGGUCUUCAUAUGCCCGAAAAAUCUUCUCUGGCUGCAUUAAAAACACUCGCCAAAAUGACUCGCCGAUAUGCUGUUCUUGGUGGUUUAUAUUCAACCGAAGAUCGCAUUACUAAUGGUGUUUUCCGCAUGGAUAUUGAUGAACCCGAACAUAGUAAUCCUGAGGCUGCAACCCUUUGGGAAACUGUUUUACUGGAAAAGCACUACUGUCCAAAAGUUGCUAAAGCUGCAUCACUUGUUCCAAAAGUUUCUCUUGGUAUCAGUAAAUAG
Molecule: messenger RNA, 2094 nt
Organism: Magnusiomyces paraingens
Lineage: Eukaryota; Fungi; Ascomycota; Dipodascomycetes; Dipodascales; Dipodascaceae
Exons: 1
Coding region: 1-2094 (697 amino acids)
Biological process (GO): DNA replication initiation
Cellular component (GO): nucleolus
Molecular function (GO): chromatin binding
Source: RefSeq, a predicted model, not a curated record